Messenger RNA from Dioszegia hungarica, 327 nucleotides. Its product is annotated as replication factor A protein 3. Gene Ontology annotation, cellular component: site of double-strand break; nucleus; DNA replication factor A complex. NCBI's taxonomy places the organism in Eukaryota, Fungi, Basidiomycota, Tremellomycetes, Tremellales, Bulleribasidiaceae. The transcript is spliced from 5 exons. The coding region runs from base 1 to 327 and encodes 108 amino acids. Gene Ontology annotation, molecular function: damaged DNA binding; single-stranded DNA binding. The record is from RefSeq and is a predicted model, not a curated record. Gene Ontology annotation, biological process: DNA replication; mismatch repair; nucleotide-excision repair.
AUGUCUAACUUGGGUCCAGAGCCUCGGAUCAACUCCCGCAAUCUCUCUAAAUUCAUCAACCAGACUGUCCGCUUGACGUGCAAGAUUGUACAGGUGAAGGGGGACAUGGCGACUGUGGAAGCAAGCGAUGGUGGGCAGGUCGGAGUACUGCUUUCAAGAGAUAUGCACAUGGCAGACCCCUUUGUCGAAAUCAUCGGGACGGUCAAGGAGGACAAUACCGUCAAGGCGCUAACGAGUAUCAAUCUGGGGAAGACACUGGAUAUGAAGGCGGUGGAUCAGGUGGUGGAGCUGGCCAACUCGUCCAAGGGGUCCGGGGUCUUCACAUGA